Messenger RNA from Penicillium pulvis, 1320 nucleotides. Its product is annotated as Disease resistance protein. The record is from RefSeq and is a predicted model, not a curated record. Lineage: Eukaryota; Fungi; Ascomycota; Eurotiomycetes; Eurotiales; Aspergillaceae. The transcript has 2 exons. Gene Ontology annotation, biological process: nucleoside metabolic process. Bases 1 to 1320 code for a protein of 439 amino acids. Gene Ontology annotation, molecular function: catalytic activity.
AUGGAGAUGCUAGAUGAGGAGCACCAACCUUUGCCGCAAUCAAGUGGGGACACGAACAUCUACAAUAUCGGCAGCAUUAAUGGUCAUAACGUCGUCAUCGCCGGUCUAACUAGAGCAGGAAACAACCCCGCAGCCACUGUCGUUACUCAAAAAAUGAGGAUGACAUUCCCAAACCCCAAAUAUGGCCUGUUGGUAGGGAUUGGGGGCGGUGUUCCAAUAGAAAAAAAAUCUGGAAUGAUUCAUUUGGGACAUGUGGUAGUUAGUGAACCGACAGGUAUACACUCCGGAGCCGUGCAGUACGACCAUGGAAAGGCAAUAUCGGGCCACUUUCAACGAAAAGGCUUUCUCGCUCCUCCGCCAAUAGCCCUCCUUAACGCUACGCGAGAAAUGGCCGUGCGACGUCAACGGAUGGAUCAUGAUCCGAUUCGGGAGAACCUACAAAGGAUCCAAAUAAACAAUCGAAUGCUUCAUAGCUUCAAGUUCCCUGGCGCCGCAAAUGAUCAUCUCUACCCAUCAAACUAUGAGCAUCAGCAGGCAAGGGCGCUAUGCGAAGGUGGAUGUGAUCCAAAGCGGCGUAACAAGCGAUCGGUGGAUGAGGAUGAUUCGUUCAUUGUCGUACAUAGAGGUACAAUAGCCUCCGGAGGAUUGGUCAUGAAAGAUGCUCAGAAGAGGAAUGAAUUGGCCCAGCAGUACGGUGUGCCCUGCUUCGAGACGGAGGCAGCAGGAGCCCUUGCGGAUUUAUCCAUUUUCAACUCACGUCUAACAUUUUUGGGCUUCCUUUCAAUAUUCCUGACUUCUCCGAAAUACCCGUCUGUGGCGAGACAAGAUGAGCUCUGCCAAUUGCAUGUUAUACUCGAGGAAACAGUCGGACCUCGUACUGCCAUCGUGCACGGCUUGGGUGGCAUUGGUAUGACACAACUAGCGCUUGCAUAUGUUAAGCAAAAUCGAGGUAAAUACUCGGCGAUUAUUUGGCUUGAUUCCAGAGAUGAAACAGCAUUAAGGCAAAGCUUUGCUCGUUCAGCUGAGUGGAUUCUGCACCAUCACCCGCCCAAUGCAUACAUUGCAAGUGCUUUGGAUAGUCGGGACUUAGAAGAGACUGUCAGAGCUGUUAAAGGCUGGCUUGAGGAGACAACAAAUGACCGAUUGUUGAUCGUCUAUGACAAGUACGACAGUCCUCUAUUGGAAAAUUCCAAAGCUAAAGAUGCAGAGCAUGCCUCUAGCCCCAAUACAGAGUUGUAUAGCAAUGAGGCCGAUGACCUUUUAAGGCGUUUGGUCUUCGCCAAUAUCUGCCAAAGACCGACCACGGGGCUGUUGGUGUGA